Molecule: messenger RNA, 2362 nt
Organism: Seminavis robusta
Lineage: Eukaryota; Bacillariophyta; Bacillariophyceae; Naviculales; Naviculaceae
Source: the annotation of a GenBank genome assembly
AUAUCAGCUUUUGUUUUUUCGAGAUCAUUGUAACAGCCCUUAAUUCUUUUAGCGAAUCUUGGCCAGUGAAAGUGCGAGUGUGACACAAAGUUAAAGAUAUCGUGAAUUGGUCGUGUGAAUUGUAAUGUGUGAAAUUGACUUAAAAACAAUGCUUUGACCUUGUCUAUUGAGAAGAUUCGUGAUCUCGCGACCGAAUCUCGGUAAGAUGACGAAUUCCUUUCUCGCCCUGAGAUCCAACUGUUGCUGGUGGACACCUUUCCCAAAUUACAGGGAUGUACGUAGUAGAGAAAGAACGCAGUCAGUCAAUUCUUUCGCAGCGAGGGAGCGCUCCUGGAAAGCAGCAAACGCAAAUUCUGAGCCUCACACAAAUUUGGAUCGAUCGAGCAAUUGAAAUCCAAUUCUUCAAAGUUUGACACUGAAACUUGACUUUUGUGGGAACUUUAUCCAAAAUCCAAAGAUGGCUGAUAAUAACACUCCAAUCACUGAACCUUUGAAGAAGGAAGAAGAAAACAAGGGCUCUGUCCACUAUGGAGAUGCCGACUUCGACGCCGAAGUUGUCAUGGAUGCUACCUGGGGAGAAGUUUGUCAAAUUUGCUGUGUCCACACUGGAGAGGAGUGGCUCAAGAUUGGCCUUGGGGUCGGCUUGAUCUGUUUCUUCCUCUACUUCUUCCUCUUUGGACUUGAGCUCCUGGGAAACUCUGCCAAGGUUAUGGGAGGAUGCCGAGCUGGAGAGCUUUUCGGUGAUGAGACCAACCCCAUUGCUGGAUUGAUGGUUGGUAUCUUGGCCACUGUCUUGCUCCAGUCUUCGUCUACCACCACCUCCAUUGUCGUCUCGCUCAUUGGAUCCGCCAUCAGUGUCCAACAAGGAAUCUACAUGAUCAUGGGUGCCAACAUUGGAACUUCCGUCACAAACACCAUUGUCGCCAUGGGACAAAUGGGAGAUGGAGAUCAGCUCGAACGUGCCUUUGCUGGUGCCACAGUCCACGAUCUCUUCAACUUCUUGUCUGUCAUUAUCCUUCUCCCCGUCGAGGUUGUCACUGGAUACCUCAACCACUUGACUGCUGCCAUGGUCAAGGGAGCCGAGACAGAGAAGGGAGACAAGUGGGAAGGACCUGUCAAGAAGCUCGUAUCCCCCCUUGGAAAGAAGGUUAUCAUUGCUAACAAGAAGCUCAUCAAAGACGUCGCCAAUGGAGUCCAGGACUGCAAAGACUACUACCCACUCAAGUGCGAGGACGGUGUUGUCUCCUACAAGACUUGUGAUACUGGUUUGAUCUCCUGUGACAAGAAGACCAACGACUGUCCCGCCUUUUUCGAUGUCGACGCCUCCCAAAGUGAUGACCAAGUCGCUGGAGGUGUUUGCUUCUUCAUUUCCAUCGUUAUCCUGUUCGUCUGCCUCAUUGGUCUGGUUGCUAUCCUGCAAAAGAUGCUUUUGGGAGUCUCCACUCGUAUCAUCUACAAGGCCACCAACGUCAACGGAUACCUCGGAAUCCUUAUUGGAGCUGGAAUCACCAUCAUUGUCCAGUCUUCUUCCAUUACGACUUCCGCUCUCACGCCUCUGGUCGGAGUUGGUGUCCUUCGUCUUGAACAGAUGCUUCCCUUGACACUUGGUGCCAACAUUGGUACCACCAUGACUGCUCUGAUGGCCGCCAUGGUUACAGAGGGAACUGGAGCUCUUCAAGUCGCCUUGGCUCACUUGUUCUUCAACAUUACGGGUAUUAUCAUCUGGUACCCUAUUCCAUUCAUGCGCCGCGUUCCUCUUGCUGGGGCUCGAGCGCUCGGAAGGGGCACUCGUUUGUGGCGUGGAUUCCCCGUCCUAUACAUCUUCGUUGUCUUUGUGGUCAUCCCUGCUAUCUUCUUGGGUCUUUCUGCCUUGUACGAACAAGGCACCAAGGGUUGGACCACCCUUGGAGUUUUCUUCACCCUCGUGCUCAUUGGAAGUCUUCUCUACCUCGGAUUCUGGUGCAAGUUCAGGGAAGGACGAAGGCGAAUGGGUGACUGCUUCCGUCUUCGUGAACGCAGACGCGAGACUAUGGAUACUCUUCCGGAUGAUAUGGAAUUCUUGAAGGCCCGCGUCAGUGCUCUUAUUGACCACACUGGCAUGCCGGAUGAAGAAGCCGAGGUGCCAGUCGUCACGGACGAUGAAUCUCCCAUGGAGAAGAUGGACAGUGCCAGAUUCAGCUCAAGCGAUGAUAUUGACAACGAGAUCCAGACUUAAGUGUCUGUUGAUCUCUCUCUGACAGGGUGGUCUUCGCCCCCACUAAAUGUUGCGUAUAGCGUACGAAUAGUUUCUCUCUUCCGAUUUCAAUGCAUAUUUUAGUAUCACCAAUUUUAAGGACAAGUUUACUACCUUUAGGAAGGCUUC